GGAAAACAUAAGAAUUUAGUGCCUACUCCCUGAGACUGCGGUCACCGAGCUCAGCGAAAUGCCUGCGGAACAGCCACAGAUGCAGGGAGAGGAAGAAAACAAGGAUUUUAACAACAAAUUCACUAAACCCCCACUGCCUUAGAAAGCGAAAUUGGUGAUGAAUUCCAAUCGUUAACCUGCAGAGUGUGAUAUGAGUGAAAAUGAGCCCCCCUUUUUUUUUCUUUUCUUUUUCUUUUUAGCAGAGCUAAGGACUAAGAUAUAGAUAGAGCCUGUUGCGGUAGCCAGUUCCCUCCCCGCUCGAUUUCCCAUCUCUUUCUCUUACGUACACACACGGUCAAACGCCCUCACACACGUACACACCGCGGGUAAAUAUUUAUACACUGCCACAUCGAAGAAAUCCAUGCACAUUUUCCAGCUAAUAAACUCGCGCGCGCACACGUACUUCGCGGGCAGCCACGUCUUCAGUCCCUCACCGACCGAUACAGACAUUUACACACAUAGGCCAGGAAAGAGGUAACCGCGGCCCUGUGCCUCCACGCAGGUUCCCAGGACACGCCUUUUACAUUGUUACUGAACCGAUCAGCGAACACAGACAAACCUGCCAACACUUAAAUCUACUCGCUGGAUUUCAUCUCCAUGGCAACAAGCAUGGAAGGCCAAGAGGUGACUCCAGCAGGAAUUUUGAAGAGCCAAAAUGAUGUGACAGUGAAUAAUGAGUAGUCCCUAUUGUGGCAACUCUUCAGCUAAGAUGAGUGUCAAUGAAGUGUCAGCUUUCUCAUUGACUAUGGAGCAAAAAACUGGCUUCGCUUUUGUUGGGAUUUUGUGUAUCUUCUUGGGACUUCUUAUUAUCAGAUGCUUCAAGAUCCUGUUAGACCCGUAUAGUAGCAUGCCUUCCUCUACAUGGGAAAAUGAAGUUGAAGAGUUUGAUAAAGGGACAUUUGAAUACGCACUUGCCUGAGUGUCCCAGCUUUGCAGUUUUUAGAGUUAUAUCAGAGGGGCACAGGAUGGACACAACUGUAAUUUCCUUCGGCAUGCUGGAAGAGGCUCAUUUUAUUCACUGAAUUCAAUAAACAUGUGAGGUUA
Phacochoerus africanus (Common warthog) is the source of this 1083-nucleotide messenger RNA. It is a transcript of the gene CTXN2, whose product is annotated as cortexin 2. NCBI's taxonomy places the organism in Eukaryota, Metazoa, Chordata, Mammalia, Artiodactyla, Suidae. The transcript is spliced from 2 exons. The record is from RefSeq and is a predicted model, not a curated record. Bases 713 to 958 code for a protein of 81 amino acids.